This is a messenger RNA of Drosophila takahashii, 2716 nucleotides long. NCBI's taxonomy places the organism in Eukaryota, Metazoa, Arthropoda, Insecta, Diptera, Drosophilidae. The record is from RefSeq and is a predicted model, not a curated record.
ACCACGGGCCACGGACUUGGAUUUUCCGCUCGUGUGAAAAUAUUCGCACGCUCACUACGUUUCGGUUCGCCACCAAAGGCAGUUGCUCCUCAACUUUUCCCGUCUCGUGGGUGUAGUGCAGUGUAGUCCCAAUAAGACCAAUCAGAAUAAGUCAUCGGUAGAAAAAUGGCGUUUAAGGCCUAAUAAAAACACGACGAGAACUAAAACUGAAAAUCAAUAAACACAAAAGCCAGCCAGAAGAACGUAACAAGCAGCAGCAACAAUCAACCAUCAACCAAAUGCGGCAACAACAAGUGAGCAAGUUAAAGAACCUUUGCGAUUUGUAAACGCUGCGAAAUACCCGUCGAGCUACAAAAAAAAAACAGCAACAGAACAAAAAGAACAUUUAAUACAACGCAAGGAGGCAGCAACAAUGUCGGAGGGCAGCGAUAACAACGGGGAUACCCAGCAGCAGGGGGCGGAGGGCGAGGCGGUGGGCGAGAACAAAAUGAAGUCCCGCCUUCGCAAGGGAGCCCUGAAGAAGAAGAACGUCUUCAAUGUCAAGGAUCACUGCUUCAUCGCCCGGUUCUUCAAGCAGCCCACGUUCUGUUCCCACUGCAAGGACUUUAUCUGGGGCUUUGGAAAGCAAGGAUUUCAGUGCCAAGUCUGCUCCUACGUGGUGCACAAGCGGUGCCACGAAUAUGUCACCUUCAUCUGCCCCGGCAAGGAUAAAGGCAUCGAUUCGGACUCACCAAAAACUCAACACAAUUUCGAGCCAUUCACAUACGCAGGACCCACGUUCUGCGAUCAUUGUGGUUCCCUGCUGUAUGGCAUUUACCACCAGGGUCUCAAAUGCUCAGCAUGUGACAUGAACGUGCAUGCCCGCUGCAAGGAGAACGUGCCCAGUCUUUGCGGAUGCGAUCACACGGAGCGACGGGGUCGCAUUUAUCUGGAGAUCAAUGUCAAGGAGAAUCUGCUAACUGUCCAGAUCAAGGAGGGUCGCAAUCUCAUACCCAUGGACCCCAACGGACUCAGCGAUCCGUAUGUGAAGGUGAAGCUAAUCCCAGACGACAAGGAUCAGUCGAAGAAGAAGACUCGCACCAUCAAGGCAUGCCUGAAUCCUGUCUGGAACGAGACCCUCAGCUAUGAUCUGAAGCCCGAGGACAAGGAUCGACGAAUCCUGAUCGAGGUGUGGGACUGGGAUCGCACCUCACGCAAUGACUUCAUGGGCGCCUUGUCCUUCGGCAUCUCGGAGAUCAUCAAGAACCCGACCAACGGCUGGUUCAAGCUGCUCACCCAGGACGAGGGCGAGUACUACAAUGUGCCAUGUGCGGAUGACGAACAGGAUCUGUUGAAGCUCAAGCAGAAGCCGUCGCAGAAGAAGCCCAUGGUGAUGCGCAGCGACACGAACACGCAUACGUCGUCCAAAAAGGACAUGAUUCGGGCCACGGACUUUAAUUUCAUCAAGGUUCUGGGCAAAGGAUCGUUUGGCAAGGUUUUGCUAGCCGAGCGCAAGGGCAGCGAGGAGUUGUAUGCCAUUAAGAUACUCAAAAAGGAUGUGAUUAUCCAGGACGACGACGUCGAGUGCACCAUGAUUGAGAAGCGUGUUUUGGCGCUGGGUGAGAAGCCACCAUUCCUGGUGCAAUUGCACUCCUGCUUUCAGACAAUGGACCGAUUGUUCUUUGUGAUGGAGUACGUAAAUGGAGGCGAUUUGAUGUUCCAAAUCCAACAAUUUGGCAAGUUUAAGGAGCCAGUGGCUGUAUUUUAUGCUGCUGAAAUAGCUGCAGGACUUUUCUUCCUACAUACCAAGGGUAUACUGUAUCGGGAUCUGAAGCUGGACAAUGUCCUCUUGGAUGCAGAUGGACAUGUGAAGAUUGCCGACUUUGGCAUGUGCAAGGAGAAUAUAAUGGGUGACAAGACCACAAAGACAUUUUGCGGUACCCCCGAUUAUAUAGCUCCCGAGAUUAUUCUUUAUCAACCCUAUGGCAAAUCGGUGGACUGGUGGGCCUAUGGAGUUCUGCUCUACGAAAUGCUAGUGGGUCAGCCACCAUUCGAUGGCGAGGAUGAGGAGGAGCUGUUUGCCGCCAUAACUGAUCAUAAUGUGUCCUAUCCAAAGAGCCUGAGCAAGGAGGCCAAAGAGGCCUGCAAGGGCUUCCUAACCAAGCAGCCAAACAAGCGAUUGGGUUGUGGUUCCUCUGGCGAGGAGGAUGUGCGCCUGCAUCCCUUUUUCCGACGCAUCGAUUGGGAGAAAAUAGAAAAUCGCGAAGUGCAGCCACCAUUCAAGCCGAAGAUCAAACACCGCAAGGAUGUGUCCAACUUUGACAAGCAGUUCACAUCAGAGAAAACAGACUUGACGCCCACGGACAAGGUGUUUAUGAUGAACCUGGAUCAAUCGGAAUUCGUCGGCUUCUCCUACAUGAAUACCGAAUACGUUUUUGCCCCAUAGAUUCAAUCCGAUCCGAUUCGAUCUAGUUUCCAUGCUGCGAGUUGUGUCCCAUUAGUCUAUUUUGAUAUUGAUCGCUAAAAAGACAUCUUGUUUAUCUCUGUUAAGUUUUCUGUUUGAUUUUCGACCAUUAUGUGUAUCUAUAUUUAUUGAAUUGUUAAGUUUUGAGUUAAUUUUAAGUGCUAGAAACUGUGAAACAGAGCUUUAGUUGUGGAAUUUUCGAAUACUGUUCAAGAGCACGUCCUCACUUAAAGCCAAAUGAAAAGAAAGCAAUAAAAAUGAACAUUUCAAAUA